AUGGGCAGGUAUCUUAUUGUCAUAGAUGAUAUAUGGGACAUAAAACAUUGGGAAGUGAUCCGAUGUGCUAUGGCUGAUAAUCAUUAUGAGAAUAGAGUAAUCACAACAACCCGUGAUCGCGACGUUGCACAUAAAGUUGGUGGCGCCUAUGAGCUUAAACCCCUCCCUGAUGAGACAUCCAAAAUAUUAUUCUUUGGAAGAAUUUUUGGUAUUAAUAAUGACUGUCCAGAUGAUUUGGUCGAAGUAUCUGAAACUCUCCUGAAGAAAUGUGGCGGUGUGCCAUUGGCUAUCAUCACCAUUGCUGGUUUAUUGGCCAGUCGGGAAGGGAAUAAAAGGGAGUGGAACAAGUUGUGUGAUUCUAUCGGUUCUGGACUUGACAAUAGUCCUGAUGUGAAGAAGAUGAGAAAGAUAUUGGCCCUUAGCUAUCACCAUCUAUCUAUCCAUCUAAAAACUUGCUUGCUGUAUCUGAGUAUAUUUCCUGAAGACUACAUUAUUCAAGGAGACAGAUUGAUAUGGAGGUGGAUAUGUGAAGGUUUUUUUAAUGGUGUACAGGAUGAGUACUUAUUUGAGCUUGGUGAGAGCUACCUCACGGAGCUCAUAAACAGAGGCUUGAUCCAAGCGGUGGACUCCUAUAGUUAUGGCAUGACAACGGCUUGCCGUGUGCAUGACUUGGUUCUGGAAUUUAUCAGCUCCAUUUCUAUUGAAGAAAACUUUUGUACUGUAUUGCAUAAUAAGAAAGGAAAAUCAGCUGCGAUAACAAGUAAGGUCCGCAGGUUAUUUCUGCAACUCCAGGAUGUUGAGAUGCCUCAGGGGAGAUUGAUAUUGUCCUACAUGAGGUCACUUACUGUGUCGGGCCACUGGCUUGACAAAAUGUGGCCCCUUUCUUUUUCCCUUCAAUUACGUGUAUUGGAUUUGGAGGACUGCUAUCUCCUGGAGCAACGCCAUAAAUUACUUGAGCAUCUCGGGAGUUUAUGCCAGUUGAGAUAUCUUGCAUUGGAAGAUAUAUACCCCAGCGGGCUCUUAUUGACGAUCCAAAUUGGGCAGCUAAAACAUCUAAUAUGCUUAAGAGUUGGCUUUCACUUCAAAAUCAAAUUCAGGCCAGGUGUGGUUAGGGAACUGGAGUGUCUGCAAGAGUUGUCAAUGAUCAGUUUGUCUAAGUCUCCGCACGUUGCCAAAGAGCUAAGGCAUUUUACUAAACUGAGGGUUCUUGGUAUCACUUUCGAAGAUAUGCCUGACGAGAGCUUGAAGGGUUGGCUUUUGGAGUCUCUAUGUCACCUAGAGAAUUUGCAGAGCUUAAUUGUGAGAGGCAGCUUUGAUUUGGUAUCUUUGGAUUUCUUUGGGGAAGGCUGGACAUCCCCUCCUCGGAACCUCCGUAGAUUUGAUUCAUCAUUCGGAUCCUUCUCCUAUCUGCCGUCGUGGAUCAGCCCGUCAAAUCUUCUGGAGCUGUCCAUCAUAGAGAUGCAGAUGGACAACCUGCGGCAAGAGGAUCUUGACAUACUUGGUUCCUUUCCUUCUUUGCAAUCCCUCCGACUGAGGUGCUACAAAAACAUCUGGGAUGAAAGAAGGAAACAAUGGCCGGUGGUCUGUGCUGAUACUUUCCAGUGCCUGUGGGACUGUCAGUUGUGGAUACUUCCCACGGGGGGACAUAUGUUUGCACCAGGAGCUAUGCCCAAGGUCCAUUCCCUUAAAUUUGAUUGUUACAUCGAGGAUGUAUUCAGCUUGGGUUUGGCAAACCUCCCAUCUCUCGAUGAUAGCUUGGGCUUGGAGAACCUCCCUUCUCUGCAGGAGCUCCGUGUUUGCUUCAACGAAUUCACCCGUGGGUCCGUCACCCGAGAAGCAUAUGACAAAGCGGAGGCUGCAAUUAGGUGUGCAGCAGACGACCAUCCCAACCGCCCCACCCUUGAUGUGGGCAGGAGGUUCUUCCCAUCAUGGAUGAUUAACUCGGCAUCUGCAUAGUUUCCUUGUUGUAUGCAUAUCUUAACUCUGAAGUGGAACUGUGUACCUAUGUAGUGUGUUGCGUGAGCACUGUUUUUCUUCUAUUGUACUACUGUACUACACUUUUCGUACAUUUGUGUACGUUUUGUUCUACAAAUUGUGUACGUUUUGUAUGUCGAUGAUGUAUCUUUAGCCAUUUAACUUGGACGACAAUCAUUUUGCUUUUUUGCAAA
Triticum dicoccoides is the source of this 2168-nucleotide messenger RNA. RefSeq names its product disease resistance protein RGA5-like. The transcript has a single exon. Gene Ontology annotation, molecular function: ADP binding. The record is from RefSeq and is a predicted model, not a curated record. Gene Ontology annotation, biological process: defense response to other organism. The coding region runs from base 1 to 1956 and encodes 651 amino acids. NCBI's taxonomy places the organism in Eukaryota, Viridiplantae, Streptophyta, Magnoliopsida, Poales, Poaceae.